Lodderomyces beijingensis is the source of this 2103-nucleotide messenger RNA. The record is from the annotation of a GenBank genome assembly. Lineage: Eukaryota; Fungi; Ascomycota; Pichiomycetes; Serinales; Debaryomycetaceae.
AUGUCCUUCUCCUCGGAAAGGUUUUCUUUUAGGAUCCCGUUGCUGGAGUCGACGAGAUACUAUCCCAACGUGUUUUCAGAUCCGACAGCCUCGGCGACACCUUUGAAGGCGUCUAACACCACAGUGACAAGCCAAACGCCUCCGUCUCAUUCUAAACGAGUCACUCAUAGCCAAAUAUACGAUGCUUUUGCAACUCCGCUAAAAACAGCUCAUUUGGACCCCACUGUGAUUUCGAAUUUCGACCAGAACUUGAUGAUUAGAUCUAGUUAUUUGUCUCCAGCAUUAUCAUCCCCUCAGCAGCAGCAGCAACGGCAACAGAAUCAGCAGGAUCAGCACGCGGUUGAUUCUUCGCUCAAGUCGAAAUCGUCCCUGGCCAAGAAACCGAAAAAUAAACCAUGUGAAAGCCCAGCGCCGCCAACCACCUUCAAUCUAUACUCGGAAGACAAGCCUCCGUAUUCCUACGCCACCUUGAUCGGCAUCUCGAUCUUGUCUCACCCGGACAAGAGAUUGACCUUGUCUCACAUCUACCAGUGGAUCUCAGACACUUUUAAAUUUUACAGAAAGGAAGAUGUCGGUUGGCAAAACUCGAUAAGACACAACUUGUCCUUGAACAAGGCGUUUGUUAAAGGAGAAAAAUCCAAAGACGGGAAAGGCCAUUUCUGGUGCAUCAAACCGGGUUACGAAGAGCAGUUUUUGAAAAGCCGAAGCGUGAAGCGCUCUUCGUAUCAUCAAGUCAUGGACCAGAUAAACCAGGCAACACGCAUAAAUGCUGCAAACGCCGCCGCUAAAAAGGCUGCCGAAGAAGCUGAGGCAAAAGCCAAAGCCGAUAAAGAGGCUCAGGAGGCGCAAGAAGCGCAAGAGGCAGAAGCAAGGAAAGCAGUGGCUGCUGCGAUUGAGGCUGCACAAGCAGAAACUCGUAGUGCUCAAAUCCAAAAACAAAACUUGUUGUUGUCGUCGCCCACCUAUUUCAAAAAGAGAAGUCUCCCUUACGAUGAAGAACAAGAGCAUGAAGAAGACAUCACCGUGCUUGACCCACCCAUGAAGAAAAAAUUCAAAUCUGAGCAGAAUAGCCACGAAGAUAACAUUGACACCGCGUGGCAAGUUCUAGAUAACGAUCGAUCUAUAAAAUUACCUCCCAUCACCCUGCUUCCCACCUUGUCAAGCACACCAACGCAACCAAGAAUCAUCUUGAACGAUGAUUUCACCUCAGCUUCGCCUGAAAAGCCCCUCUUGGCGGAAAAGAACCUCACUUAUACAUCUUCCUUCAGUUGCAAUUCCAAUUUCGAGCUUUCUCCAUUGCGGACAAGUGAAACCGGCCCCUUGCUCGAGCCACUCACUCCAGCAAAUAACUCAUACCGCAAUACAGUCAGCCUAGCAGCCAUCCAACACCUUUCGCAACUGCUGCAUCAACAUCAACUGCAGCAACUGCAACCUCCCUCACAACAACUGCAUCAACAACAACAACAACAACAACAACAACAACAAUUGCUUCAACCACUGCUGCAUCAACAUCAACUCCAACAACCUCCCCAACAACAACAACAACAACAACAACAACUGCAACUGCUGCUGCUGCUGCUGCUGCUGCUGCUGUCGCAUCCUUCGCAUAUUUUCCUCAACAAGAGAACUCCCAAAUCCAUCAAAAUGACACCGCUCCGAGCCAGUGGGAUACGCAAUACACCACUGACAAACUCAAUAAUGAAAAAACUAUGGAAUUCGCCGUCGUAUCUCGACGAUUUCUACUUUAGUCCCUCGUUGAACGCUUCCACGUCUUCACAGCUAAUGGGCCAUUCGUCAAGCACAUUGUUCAACUUGACAACAACACCGAGUGCCGUGGUUCAUUCGAGACCUGCAUACGUCACAGGGGCACUAUCGCAUUCAAAAUUGAGUAGCGUUGUAAGUGGAGGCAGUAACGCGGCCGGAUUGGCAAGCUACGAUGACGACGACAUGAUUCUAAGAAACAUGAAUCACCAUGGACUAUCGAUACAGCUGAGUCCCAUUGUGAAGAAAGACUUUAGCCAAAGUCGCAACGGCGGCAUCAUGACUACCAACGGCCACCUGGAUAGCAUCAUUCAAAAAUUGAGGAACUUGGAGAAACAAUAG